This is a messenger RNA of Suillus clintonianus, 894 nucleotides long. RefSeq lists its product as uncharacterized. NCBI's taxonomy places the organism in Eukaryota, Fungi, Basidiomycota, Agaricomycetes, Boletales, Suillaceae. The transcript has 6 exons. The record is from RefSeq and is a predicted model, not a curated record. Bases 1 to 894 code for a protein of 297 amino acids.
AUGUUGCACGCAAGCCUGAAAUACGUAGACAUCAUACGCCAGCGCACUUCCAAGUGGGCAAAUUGGAGCCCCGAAAAAGAUGACAUUCGGGUUGGAUCGUACGGUCGAUUCAAUGCCGAGACAGGCAGAUUGGAUGUUCUAGGAAACGUGUACGAUCCUGAGUUUCAGAAGUUGAUCGAUGCUACCGAUGGGAAGUUGAAGCUCUCCGAUUAUCCGCCGGUACUCGACGAUGAGGAGAAAGACUUUGCUGUUGGGACUAUGGGCGUCAGGCCCAAGGAUUUCAGUCCUGGGCCAAACGACGUCGAGCACCUUGACAAAGCAAAAUAUAAACAAGACUGGCAGUUUCUGCCAGACAAACGGGGCGCGAUCCUCGUGAUGCACAAGCCCCGUCAAGAGCACUUCCCUAAAGGACGAGUGUUUGAAGCGCUCUACAAGGUCCCGGAGCUCAAGGACUUGUGCAUCGUCCCAACAGUGUACAAAUGUCGUGCUUAUGCUGUGUACUUGUCUAACAAGACCGGCGAGAAGGUUUCACUGGCGCUCCUCCCGAAAUCUGGCGAAGAGAACGAGACAGGGCUCAACUGGUGGACUAACACACAGGAAGAACACCUUCAACUUAAAACGGAUGAAGACUACGUAUUCUCGCCACUUUUUACUUGCAAGCGCAAGAUCCCCUUGAUUCGUCCCCUAAUGCGCGAUUCACCUACUCCAGACCCUGAGGAUGCAGGCUUCUGGAUGGAUUCUUACCCAACUUGGGAGCCACUCGAUGAGGAUGGCGAGAUUGAUCCGGUGUAUGAUGAUGAUUACGAUGACCCAAAUGUCUACAACCCGCGAAGAGACGCUCCAUAUGUGCCAUACAGUCCGAGUCCUGAGCCGGAGGAGGAGGAGGAUGACUGA